This is a messenger RNA of Solanum pennellii, 1269 nucleotides long. RefSeq lists its product as uncharacterized. NCBI's taxonomy places the organism in Eukaryota, Viridiplantae, Streptophyta, Magnoliopsida, Solanales, Solanaceae. The coding region runs from base 1 to 1269 and encodes 422 amino acids. The transcript is spliced from 4 exons. Gene Ontology annotation, molecular function: zinc ion binding; nucleic acid binding. The record is from RefSeq and is a predicted model, not a curated record.
AUGACUUAUGGAGAUCUUACAAGUUUGAUUCAUUUCGUAGCAAUGGAGCUAUACAAGUGUUGGACUUGUGAAAAAUCUGGACACAAAUCUCCUGAUUGUCCGAAAAACAAAAGAAAAAGGAAGAAUAUCAAUCUUCUUGAAGUAGAUGAUGAAACUAAGGAAAAGUUUCUGUCUAUAUUAAACGAAGAAGAAUCAGAUUCAUCUUUCUCUUCAGAAGAAGAAACUGAGGACGAAGAGUUCCUCAAUGUUGCUCAAGAUAGUGGACAACAAUGCAAUUGCCAAGGAGCAUUUUGUCAUUGUGAUAGACAAUCUGUUAGAGUACUCUCAGAUGAUUCUGCAGAAAUCUUAUUUGCAACUAUUGAGCAUAUCAAAGAUAAUGAUGCUCGAAGAAGCUAUCUUAUGGAGCUUCAAAAGCUUGUCACUAAACAGAAGGAGAAAGAAGUUCCACGGAAUGUAACUCCUUUCAGCAUGAAGCAAAUCAUGCAAAGAUAUACAGAUAAGAGGGAAGAACCUUCUAUCAAUGAACUUCGAGCAGAAGUUAACUCCCUCCAACAAGAAGUUCGAGAAGUUAAGUCAAGACUUAACAAAAUUGAUAUUGAUACUUUAGCAAAACAAUUUCUUAAGGAUGCUGAAGUAUCUCUUAAAGGAAAAGAGAUUGCUACUUCAGAUAACGAAGAUGAAGAUAACAACUCUUCCAAUCAAUCAGCCCCUUCAUCACCUAAAGGUAUUGAAGAUGCAGACAGUGGUGCAGAUCGUAAUUGCAUUGUUGAAGGUUUAAUUCCAACCAAGUACCUCCAGAAGGGAACUACCAAGUUAUACAGCGACUGGGAAAAUAUGAGCAGACCGCAAGUUAGGCCCAUAGCGGGUAGACAACCAGCCAGGUCCAAUCCAAGUGGACAAACAAGAGAGUCAGGGCCAUUUGCUAUAAGGCCUGAAAUAAACCAUAUUAGGCCUGAUAUAAACAGGUAUUCAGUAUUGGCCCAAUUGCCGCCAAUUGUUCAUCCUGAGCUGCCACAGAAUAGUUCAUCAAAGAUGUUAGUCUUGAAAAAUCCCUUCCAAAAGGAGCAAGAACCCAGUUCAUCCUCAUCCCCGAGCGGAGAACUUAGAUUUUCCCAAAAACAGACAAGUGAAUGUUACACCAUGAAACAGCCAGCCAUUUUUGCUGAAGCAGUUUCUCCAGCAGGAACAAAGUCUCCUUCCAAAGAGAAGGAAAAAUUUGAAAUGAUUUCUUUGCAGGUUUUCCCAAUACUUGCUUUAGAUAAAGAAUAG